Molecule: messenger RNA, 1515 nt
Organism: Penicillium odoratum
Lineage: Eukaryota; Fungi; Ascomycota; Eurotiomycetes; Eurotiales; Aspergillaceae
Product: threonine aspartase 1
Exons: 6
Coding region: 1-1515 (504 amino acids)
Biological process (GO): protein maturation
Molecular function (GO): threonine-type endopeptidase activity
Source: RefSeq, a predicted model, not a curated record
AUGGGAGAAGUCAAGCCUAUGCAGGAUCUGUGCGCGAUUUUCGUCCACGCCGGAGCAGGUUAUCACAGUCGUGAUAAUGAGUUGAAGCAUCUGAAAGUGUGUGAGCUCGCCGUUGAAGCAGGGAUGUCCUUUCUUCGCCAUGGAGGAACCGCAAUCGACGCCGUGGAGACGGCACUGAUGGUGCUUGAGGAUGCCCCAAUCACCAAUGCGGGACGCGGCAGCAAUUUGAAUGAACAAGGCGUAGUUGAAUGCGAUGCCUCGAUCGUCGAUCAUUUUGGUCGCAGCGGAGCCGCUGGCGCUGUGCCCAGUGUCAAGAAUCCUAUUGCACUUGCUCGCCGGAUCUAUGAAAAAGCAUGCGUAUCACCCGGCAUGCAGCGCGUCCCUCCAAACCUUCUCUGCGGCCAGGGUGCUGCAGACUUCGCAUGGGAUAACAAUAUCAUGGUGGUUCCCAAUGACAUGUUGGUGUCACCCCUGGCAGCCCAGCGCUUUAGAAACUGGACCGCUGAUAUUGCCCUAUGGGAGAUCGAGAACCCGAGACCCGAGAGUGAAGUGAUAUCGACUUGCCUUCGUCGGCCUCUGCCUCUGACCAUCGGUUCCUUCCCAAGUGUUCAGAGCCACAUGGAGGCUGCCCGUCGAAUCGGUGAAGAGUACAAUGUAUCUUCCCAACAUGUCAAUGCCGAGACUGUGGAUCAAUCUGAACCCAAGGUCCAACAGGAAUCCAAAGCCCAAUCAGACGGUACCCCUCCUCCUUCAACUAAUGGAGGUAGUGGCUCGGCGGGAUCUCGCAGCACGGUGCCUAUCCCAGAGCCUGAGAAGUCUCCUAAGUCUCAGCGUGAUCGCGAGGACUUCAUCACGGACACCGUUGGGGCAAUUGCAGUGGACAGUUUCGGUAACAUUGCCGCGGGAUCCUCAUCUGGAGGUAUUGGCAUGAAGCACUAUGGCCGGAUUGGCCCUGCAGCUCUGAUCGGCAUAGGCACACAUGUCAUUCCCAUCGACCCGACUGACCCAAGUGAAAGCACAGUUGCUGUUGUAGCCUCUGGUACUGGAGAGCACAUCGCGUCGACAUUUGCGGCCAGUACGUGUGCAAACCGCGUCUACUACAGCCACAAAAAGGCUCAAGGGGGACUUUUUGACAUCGUGAACGAAGAAGAGGCCAUUGAAUCCAUGAUUAAGAACGAAUUCAGUGGUCACCCUGCGGUUGUGAACAGUGAGAUCGAAAGCUCCCUCGGGCUGAUGAUUGUCAAGAAGACCACAGAAGGCAUCGCUCUCUUCUUUGCACACAAUACCGAGUCUUUUGCUAUUGGCUCCCUCUCGAAUAGAGAUGAGCGGGCUCAGUGCGUGAUGUCUCGAAACCCGAACAAAGCACCCGUUGCUCUGGGAGCAAGAAUGAUUCGGCCUUCACCUUCACCUCGGCCUCAGACUCAGCAUAAUCCAAAAAAUAAGAAGAAGCACAAGAUUCGUGACAAUUGUUUCCCUGAACGCGCUUCACUCCGCAAACGUCAUGACCACAGUUGA